CCGUGCUGCUAGGUAAUGUUCGCAGGUGUUGUCAGGAGGAAACCUGCGCUAAGAGCCUGCUGGGAGCGGCCAUUGUGGACUACAAAUCCCAGGGUCUGUGUGAGUGAAAAGGAGACAAGGAAACAAGGAGGAGGAAUAAGGAGACAUUCCAUCACAGCACCGACCUGUGGAGUUGCAGCAGGGACGAGCCAACCAGUCGGGAUUUUUAAUUGCAGAGAAAAGCAGAGCAGCGAGGAGCACACAGGAAUGAGUCCGCUGAGAGGUUUCCCCCUGAUUCUGAUUUUCUUCCAUGUAGCAGCUGUACGUGCAGGUGAGGAUGGUGUAAAGGUGGAAAAUGUGUCGUCACAAAUCUGUCGUCAUCCGUGUGAAGAGCUGGUGGGUUUGCUCACUGAGAUCCACGGCCUGAGGAUCAUAACCAACAACCUGCUGGAAGACCUGGACAGAGUAUCUAAAGAAAAUGAGGAGAUGCGUCUCUCUUUGGCUGAGCUGAGCAGCAACAGCAGCAGCUGGAGCAACAGCAGCCGCAGCGGCCAUGGUGAUUGGCACAGAGAUGGCCGUGGUAAUGACAGCGGAGGAGGGGACAUUGAUGGCUAUGACCCUGAUGUAGACAGAGACGGGGAGGCGUGGUGUAUACAGGAUGGACGCGUGUACGAACAGGGGGAGGACUGGGAGGUGGACAGCUGCACCUUCUGUACCUGCCAGGGUGGAAAGGUGGUGUGUCAGCUGAUGUCCUGUCCUCCCGUUUCCUGUAUCAAUCCGUCUUUUAUCGAAGGAGAGUGCUGUCCAGUGUGUUUAAAUAAUGAAACUGGCUGGUCUCCUUGGUCUGAGUGGACGCACUGCUCUGCUACUUGUGGACGUGGAGGUCAACAAAGAGGCCGAUCCUGCAACAGCAUCAUGCCUUCCUGCUCUGGCCCAUCAGUCCAAACCCGCAGCUGCAUGCUGACAAAGUGUGACCGCAAGGGUCGUACUAAUGGAAACUGGGGACUUUGGUCUCCUUGGUCUGCUUGCACAACCACAUGUGGAGACGGAAACAUCACACGAGUUCGUCUCUGCAACAAUCCUCCGCCACAGAAAGGGGGAAGAGGGUGCACGGGCAGUGCCAGGGAGACACAGUCCUGCAACAACACACUCUGUCCUGUUGCAGGAGGUUGGACCAGCUGGACUGAGUGGUCUCUAUGCUCAAUAACAUGCGGCGGUGGCCUUAAAAGUCGCCAGAGGGAGUGCUCGAACCCUGCCCCUCAGAACGGAGGGAAAGCUUGUGCUGGAGACACUACAGACUAUGAAGCAUGUAACAGACAACCCUGUCCUAUAGAUAUUUGUCUGCAGUCAAAUCCAUGUUUUCCUGGAGUGAAGUGCACAUCAUAUGAGGAUGGAUCUUGGGAAUGUGGACACUGUCCGCUGGGUUUAAGGGGAAAUGGGACUCACUGUGAAGAUGAGAAUGAGUGUGAGGUGGAGGGUGUAUGUGUGACAGAGUGUGUAAACACAGACCCCGGGUUCUACUGUAUGCCCUGUCCUCCUCGUUAUAAAGGCACCCAGCCGUACGGCCUCGGACUACAGGAGGCCCACAAAAUUAAGCAGGUGUGUGAACCAUAUAACCCCUGCAAAGACAAAUCACACACCUGCCACAGGUUUGCUGAUUGCGAGUACUUGGGCCUGGCGUCUGAGGUUUUGUACAAGUGUGUUUGCGCUGUCGGGUUCGCAGGUGACGGCUUCCUGUGCGGCGAAGACUCAGAUCUGGACGGAUGGCCCAACAAGAAGCUGAUCUGCAAGGAGAAUGCAACAUAUCACUGUCAAGAGGAUAAUUGCCCAAUGCUGCCAAACUCCGGGCAGGAAGACUUCGAUAAGGAUGGACAGGGGGACGCCUGUGAUCCUGAUGAUGACAACGACGACAUUAGAGACGAGAGGGACAACUGCCCGCUGGUAUACAACCCUCGGCAGUUUGACUCUGACAGAGACGGGAUAGGAGACCGCUGUGAUAACUGCCCGUUUGAAAGCAACCCACUGCAGACAGACACUGAUGGGAACGGAGAGGGGGACGCCUGCAGCAUCGACAUCGACGGAGACGAUGUUCUGAACGACCGAGACAACUGUCCUUUAGUCUACAACACUGACCAGAGGGACACUGACCUAGAUGGUGUCGGAGACCAGUGUGACAACUGUCCACUUCUGCACAACCCACUACAGUGGGACUCUGACAACGACCUGGUGGGCGACAUGUGUGACAACAACGAGGACAUCGAUGAGGACGGACACCAGAACUCUCUAGACAACUGUCCCUACAUCGCCAAUAGCAACCAGGCUGACCAUGACAAUGACGGGAAGGGAGACGCCUGCGACCAUGAUGAUGACAACGAUGGUAUCCCAGACGACAGGGACAACUGCAGACUGGUGCCAAACAAGGACCAGCUGGACUCUAAUGGUAUUGGUAGCGGGGAUGCAUGCUUCGACGACUUUGACAAUGACAGUAUUCCAGAUGCGUUGGAUCCCUGUCCGCUCAACCAGGAUAUCAGCUCUACAGACUUCAGGAAGUAUCAGGUUGUGUUGUUGGACCCUAAAGGCACCACACAGUCUGAUCCUCUCUGGGUGAUCCGCAGCCAAGGCACCGAGCUGCUGCAGACUGCCAACUCGGACCCAGGCAUUGCUUUAGGAUAUGACAGGUUCAGUGCUGUAGACUUCAGUGUGACAUUUUAUGUAAAUACAAAUCGAGAUGAUGACUACGCAGGCAUCGUGUUCGCCUACCAGUCCAGUAGACGCUUCUAUGUUGUCAUGUGGAAACAGGUGUCUCAGGCGUACUGGGAGAAAAAGCCGUCCAAAGCUUUUGGCACAGCGGGAGUCUCCAUCAAACUGGUCAACUCCACCACAGGACCGGGGGAGUAUCUACGUAAUGCUCUGUGGCACACCGGAAACACCAGGCACCAGGUCAGAACUUUGUGGCAUGACCCCAAUAAAAUCGGCUGGAAGGACUACACAGCUUACCGAAUGCACCUCACCCACCGACCCAAAACUGGUUUCAUCAGGGUAGUGGUGUACGAGGGCAGGAACAUUUUAUCAGACUCGGGGGCGGUGUAUGACCACACACUGGCUGGAGGCAGACUGGGACUGUUCGUCUUUUCUCAGGAACACGUAAUCUUCUCAGACCUUAGAUACGAGUGCAGAGACACCUGAAGAACCCUCCAGAGAACCACAUACAAAAAAUUUUUUAUCAAAUCUAAGAAAGAGAAAAAGGGAGAAUAUGCACAAGACCUGGACUGUCAACCUGCCAAGACUAUCAAUAAGUGCCCUUCAUCUAUCGAACAGCUUUUACGCAACAACAUUGAUUUCCAGCUUGUCUCAUUCGCUUUUAAUUGCAAGACUCAGAGUGCAUUUCUAGUGACAGUUACCCCUCGCUACUUUCAUUUGAUUUUCUUUUAAUGGUUGUAAAUAAUUAUUUAUUGCCAGAUGCCAACGGGAGAGACAGCAGGAUGAAUUAAUGAUGGAGUAAAUAGAGAUUUGUGCAGAUGUCUGGUGGUAACUUAUCAAUAAAAUACUGUUUUUGUCA
Molecule: messenger RNA, 3538 nt
Organism: Cheilinus undulatus (humphead wrasse)
Lineage: Eukaryota; Metazoa; Chordata; Actinopteri; Labriformes; Labridae
Product: thrombospondin-2-like
Exons: 22
Coding region: 16-3165 (1049 amino acids)
Biological process (GO): negative regulation of angiogenesis; cell adhesion
Cellular component (GO): extracellular region
Molecular function (GO): calcium ion binding; protein binding
Source: RefSeq, a predicted model, not a curated record